CGCACGGCCUCGGGCAAGUCCCACCACGUUAACUUUGCAAUUUCUGCCCCACCCGGCAAGCUCAAAACCGAGUCACGACCUUGACGGUUCGCAGUUGAUGCGGCUUUGCAGCCAGCGCAACAGCUCACAGUUCAAGAUGGCGACAAUGACGGUAACCGCGACGACGACAACGACGACGACUCGCAAGAAGGACGCAUCCAACCUUCCGCCCGAGAACGAGCGAUUCCUGCGAUGCUGCGCCGACAUCGCCAGCGCCCUGAUCGAAGACCAUGAAGCCGCCAAAGACCCGACCCAUCCCCAGAAGGACAUCAACCUCAACACGCUGCGGUCCAAGCUCGCAAAGAAGCACAGGAUCGCCAGCGUGCCGCCCCUGACCGCCAUCAUCGCCGCUGUGCCUGAGCACUACAAGAAGUACAUCCUGCCGAGGCUCAUUGCGAAGCCCAUCCGGACUUCCUCGGGUAUCGCCGUCGUCGCCGUCAUGUGCAAGCCUCACCGAUGCCCCCAUAUCGCCUACACCGGCAACAUCUGCGUGUACUGCCCUGGAGGACCCGACUCGGACUUUGAAUACAGUACCCAGUCUUAUACCGGUUACGAACCAACAUCGAUGCGUGCUAUCCGUGCCCGAUACGACGCCUUCGAGCAGGCCCGCGGCCGCGUCGAUCAGCUCAAGGCUCUUGGACACUCGGUGGACAAGGUGGAAUAUAUUGUGAUGGGGGGAACCUUCAUGUCGCUCCCCGAGUCGUACAGGGACGAGUUCAUCUCUCAGCUGCACAACGCGCUGAGUGGGUACGGGACGCUGGACGUGGACGAGGCCGUCCGCGGUGGCGAACAGAGCAACAUCAAGUGCGUGGGCAUCACCAUAGAGACGCGGCCGGACUACUGCCUUCAACCCCAUCUGUCGAGCAUGCUGCGGUACGGGUGCACCCGCCUCGAGAUCGGCGUCCAGUCGCUGUAUGAGGAUGUUGCACGCGAUACCAACCGCGGGCACACGGUUGCCUCGGUCGCCGAGACGUUCUGCCUCGCAAAGGACGCCGGCUUCAAGGUUGUCAGCCACAUGAUGCCGGAUCUGCCCAACGUCGGCAUGGAGCGCGACCUGGACCAGUUCCGCGAGUAUUUUGAGAACCCGGCCUUCCGGACCGACGGUCUCAAGAUCUACCCCACGCUAGUUAUCCGCGGGACUGGUCUCUACGAGCUCUGGCGGACGGGGCGGUACCAGAACUAUACGCCCAACGCGCUCGUAGACCUGGUGGCGCGGAUCCUGGCGCUUGUGCCGCCGUGGACUCGAAUCUACCGCGUGCAGCGCGACAUCCCCAUGCCGCUGGUGACGUCGGGCGUCGAGAACGGCAACCUCCGCGAGCUCUCGCUAGCGCGCAUGAAGGACUUUGGCACGACGUGCCGCGACGUGCGCACGCGCGAGGUCGGCGUCAACGAGGUCAAGCACAAGAUCCGGCCGAACCAGAUCGAGCUGGUUCGGCGCGACUACGCGGCCAACGGCGGCUGGGAGACGUUCCUGGCGUACGAGGACCCCAAGCAGGACAUUCUGGUCGCACUGCUCCGCCUCCGCAAGUGCUCCGAGAAGUACACGUUCCGCGAGGAGCUCAAGGGCCAGCCCACCAGCCUCGUGCGUGAGCUGCACGUCUACGGCAUGGCUGUUCCCGUCCACGCCAGAGACCCCCGCAAGUUCCAGCACCAGGGCUUCGGCACCCUCCUCAUGGAGGAGGCCGAGCGCAUCGCCCGCGACGAGCACGGCAGCGAAAAGAUCAGCGUCAUCUCGGGCGUCGGAGUCCGCAGCUACUACAGGAAGCUCGGCUACUGGCUCGACGGCCCUUACAUGUCCAAGCAUUUGGACGGGAGGCCCGGACCCGAAGAGUGACCUAUCAUGGGGUGGCGGGGUGGGCACUGAUGCAUGCAUGUCGAGGCGUUUUUAUGGUUUGCAUCCAGGGAUUGCUUGGUAUCGGGGGAAUUCACUGGAUCAGAAAAUUCGCUUUUUGGAAGGGCGGCGUUGGCGGGGGUUGCAUGCUCGUUAUAUACAUGGACACACGCACAUGGAUCUGUCGUAUCUAGAAAGGAAAGAAACACGGAUGUCUAAAGAAUCACGGAUGUCUAAAGAAUCACGGAUGUCU
This is a messenger RNA of Lasiosphaeria miniovina, 2123 nucleotides long. Its product is annotated as histone acetyltransferase ELP3-like protein. Gene Ontology annotation, cellular component: cytoplasm; elongator holoenzyme complex; nucleus. NCBI's taxonomy places the organism in Eukaryota, Fungi, Ascomycota, Sordariomycetes, Sordariales, Lasiosphaeriaceae. The record is from RefSeq and is a predicted model, not a curated record. Gene Ontology annotation, biological process: tRNA wobble base 5-methoxycarbonylmethyl-2-thiouridinylation. The coding region runs from base 98 to 1873 and encodes 591 amino acids. Gene Ontology annotation, molecular function: iron-sulfur cluster binding; acyltransferase activity, transferring groups other than amino-acyl groups. The transcript has a single exon.